This is a messenger RNA of Zalophus californianus (California sea lion), 2624 nucleotides long. RefSeq names its product family with sequence similarity 98 member C (gene TSLIG3C). The transcript has 8 exons. The record is from RefSeq and is a predicted model, not a curated record. Bases 72 to 1133 code for a protein of 353 amino acids. Gene Ontology annotation, cellular component: tRNA-splicing ligase complex. NCBI's taxonomy places the organism in Eukaryota, Metazoa, Chordata, Mammalia, Carnivora, Otariidae.
GCCGCUCCUGGGGCGGGGCCUCCCGCCGGCCGGCAGGGGGCGCGCGCGCCGGGAGAAGAGACUACACUUUCAUGGAGGGGGCGGAGGCGGAAGCGCGGGAGGGGGCCGCUGUGGCCCGGGACCUGCUGGCCUUGGGGUAUGAGGGCUUCUCGGGGGCGCCGUCGCUGGGCACCUCGUGUCCAGACUUCAGGGCGCUGUGCGCGCGGCUGGCGGCGGAGCUGGCGACUCUGGGCGCCCUGGAGCGGGAGCGAGGGGAGAGCGCGGAGGCUCUGAGAGCCGACGACGGCCCCGGCGCCGAGGAAGAAUUCCUGCGACAGUUGGCCGGCCUGCUGCAGGAGUUGCACUGCCCAGACCGCGCGCUCUGCGGCGGCGAUGGCGCGGCGGCGCUGCGGGAGCCCGGCGCGUGCCUGCUCCUGCUGCGCUUUCUCUGCUCGGAGCUCCAGGCUGCCCGCCUCCUCCGUUUGUACCCCCGGCUGGAUCCCAGCCCCGCACCGCCCUGUGGAGAAGGGGAAGAGGAGGGAGCUGGCAUGGUCCAGGAACUGAUCCUUACCCUCCAAGCUCUGGGGCUGCCCAGACCCACGCCUGGGACCGCCGCCAGCCGGCUGCUGUGGGAGUUGCAUGACAAGAUCUCUGAGCUGCUGCCUUCCCUGCCCCCAGGGUUCCUGCAGCCCCUCCUCAGCUUCCCGCUGGACGCACCCAGAUGGGAGGCAUUGGACUCUCUGUGCCAAAGGCUGGGAGAUCAGUACUGCUGCCGCCGCUGCCUGCUCCUGAAACGCCUGGACCUCACAACAUCUUCUUUCCACUGGAGUGAUCGGGCGGAGGCCCAAGGAGAAGCCAUGAAGGCAGUGCUGAUCCCAAUUCGAGAGGCUCUGACCCCAGAAUCAGAUGUCUCUGUUGCACACGUCCUGGCUGCCCGAGCAGACCUGUCUCGUCUUGUCCCAGCCACCAGCAAGGCUGCCCGCCGAGGGACCUGCUGUGCCAUCAACAAGGUGCUUAUGGGCAACGUGCCAGACCGGGGGGGCCGUCCAAAUGAGCUGGAGGCUCCCAUGCCCAGCUGGCAGAGCAGAAGAGAGGAUGGAGGUGGGCGGAAGGCAGGCCGCCAGAACUGGGGUCGCAAGAAGAAGAAGAAGUAAAGGGGGACUGGUGGUUUGGGGGGGGUCCUCUGUGACAUGCUAAUGCCAUUGGUAAUCCUUGGGGAGUCACUUUGGGUUUCUCUUGGUAUCUGGCUCCCAGGCCCCACAUCCCCUGCUCCUAAGGUCCCAAAUGUCCUCCCGCCAUCCACCACUCAACAACAAGGACCAUGUUCUCUGGAAAAUAAAUUUAAUUUAUGACAGCUAUAGGACCUAUCUCUGGGGGGGGGGCAGGUCAGGGGUGCUCAGGUUUGUGGAGGGGUAAGGGUGUCUUUGUCCCCUGGGUCUCAACAGACCCCUGUUGCUCUGACCCUCAUAGUCCUCUGCUCUUUAGCAACACAUCAUUCCCUUCCUGUGGGCACAGGGAAGGAGACAUGCAGGCAUUGGACAAAGAGUUCUCAGGUACCCACCAUGUGUUAGCCCUGUUCUUGGCACUAGGGAUACAGCAGUGAAAACAUAUAGAUCAUAAAACCCCUGCUCUUCUGGAGUUGACAGUUUCUGGUGAAGAGGAGCAGACAUUCAACAAGAUAAAUAGAUAAAAAGUAUAGUUUGUUAGAUGGGUAAAUGACUUUGGAGAAAAACAAGGCAGAGCAGGACUAGGGGGUGGAUUGCAACUUUGAGUAUGGUCAGAGGGGCCUCCCUGAGAAGGCGACAUUAGACCUAAGUCCCAAAGAGGGAGACAUGUGGGCCUCCCUGAGAAGGCGACAUUAGACCUAAGUCCCAAAGAGGGAGACAUGUGGGCCUCUGGAAGAGCAUUCUGGGCAGAGGGAACUGCCAGUGCAAAGGCCCUGAGGUAGGCAAUAUUUUUGGCAUGUUCAGGGACCAUAGAGGCCAGUGUAGCUGAAGCAGGAUGAGUAAGGGGGUGAGUGGUGGUAGGUGAGGUCAGAGAGGUGACGGAAACAGAUUGUGGGAGGUGGGCUGCAGUGAGGAUUCUGGCUUUUCCCCUGGGUGAGAGGGAGGCAUAGAAGGGCCCUGAGCAGGGGAGAGACUCAGGUGUUCACAGGCUCCCUGUUCCACCCCUACUCUAGCCUUCUGUCCUGUCUCUGGAACCCCAGAGUUAGGAACAUAAGUGCCCAGCCUAUCCCCUCCCCGGCCUGACCCGUGCUGUCAGUGUAGCAUACUGGUGAGGAGCUUCCAUCUCAGAGGCAGACAGAGGGCCUUGGACUUGAGUCCUGCCUCCAACACUUAGGGGCUCUGCCACCUUGGAGAGCAGCUUAACCUCCCUGGGCCUCAGCUUCCUCGUCUGUGAAAUGGGGAUGUAAGGAGUUGGUGGGAUGAUACUUAAGUCUAGACAUACCCAACAUGAAAUCGCACAGAUAACAAAGUUCGGGGAAAUGGGAGUACAGGUUGUGGCCACUCUGAGGCAAAGGAAGAAAAUAACUUUCCGAGUAAGAGAUGAUGAACUCUUCCCUGAAGGCGGUGUGGAUGGGAAGGCGGAGGUGCCUUUGGGGGUCCUGCUGGAGGCCGAAUCACAGGACUUGGGACUGACUCUGG